CACGGCGGUUGAUUUCGGGAAGAAGAUAUUCUUUCGGAACUGUGACUGCAAAGACAAAAAACAUACUAGGAUCCUUGGUGGCAGGAAUAACAUCUUCAAAAGAAGCUGGCUGGAACUUCACUCUCAAUAAGUCAGAUUUGGCUGUAAUUCUAGUCUUUGUGGAAAGUAGUUUAGGAAAGGAAAAAACUGCUGAUCGAGAAAACCUCCUAACUUGA
Ambispora gerdemannii is the source of this 215-nucleotide messenger RNA. The record is from the annotation of a GenBank genome assembly. NCBI's taxonomy places the organism in Eukaryota, Fungi, Glomeromycota, Glomeromycetes, Archaeosporales, Ambisporaceae.